Messenger RNA from Morone saxatilis (striped sea-bass), 5311 nucleotides. RefSeq names its product leucine zipper, putative tumor suppressor family member 3b (gene lzts3b). The coding region runs from base 447 to 3341 and encodes 964 amino acids. Gene Ontology annotation, biological process: regulation of dendritic spine morphogenesis. The transcript is spliced from 9 exons. Lineage: Eukaryota; Metazoa; Chordata; Actinopteri; Moronidae. Gene Ontology annotation, cellular component: dendritic spine. The record is from RefSeq and is a predicted model, not a curated record.
GAGAGCACUGGAUUAAUGCCAAAAGGGGGCGUUUGUAUCAUGCAGCCGGAGGGGCGGGACCAGAGGUGGGUGUGUGUCUCUCAGCUGAUGCGCGUAUCAACCGACCGACUCCAUCAUCAGCAUCCGACGCUGACAGCGGUCGAAGACAGCAGCAUCCCUAAUAUUACCGACCCACGGUAUCACCGCAGAAUAAUACAGAGCCCGGCCGACCAGGACUGACGCCGCUGUCUUGUGACAAUAGUGUUUAUUGAGGCUGCCAUCUUACAAAACCGCCGAGCUGCAAAAUAGUGAGUAGCCUUUGAUGAUGGACCGCCAGGAUGCUACAAUCGUGUGUGUGCCCCCACUACCUGCAUUAGGUUGUGAUGACCCACACUACUUCCAAAUGUUUCUGUGACCCUCCCCAAUCCUGACUCCUAACCUCUAAUCCCUGACCUUUGACCCCCACUAUGGGCAGUGUUGGCAGUGGGGUGGCAGGAGAGCAGGAGUUUGCCAUGAAGUCUGUGGGCACGAGGACCACCCUGCCUCGGGCCCCUCCUCUCUCUCGCCGUUGCCCUGCCGACCGCAGCUGCAGCGCAGAGCGGCUGCCCCGCCCCCCGGCGACUAUAUCAGACGGGACGGCUUCUAGCGAUGAACGAGGGAGUGUUAGUAUCGGGACUGGGACCUGUACCGGAACUGACCGGCCCACCGAAACAGCCUCCUCCACCAACACUGAAUGUACCAUGACGGCCCCGUCCAACAACAACCAGUUGGAAUGUGGCAACGGAGCAGGCAGGCGGGAGAGGGAAGAGAGGCUGGAGAACGAGAGGUUGGAAAGAGAGAGGGAGAGGGAAAUGCAGGCUGCAGGUUUAGAUGUUUGUGGGAACAUUUUGGGCCGAGGAGCAAAUGAGAAGAACGGCGUUGGCAUGAACCAACACCAUCACAGAGAGAUGGCAGCCACCAGGACUGACAGCGAGAACAAUCCAAUCAGCCAUAACCCUCCAAACCACAACCCGCCCAAGAUCCUGCCAGUGUCGGGGAAACUGGAGCAGGCGAUGCAGAACAACUCAGGCCUCGUUCGUCCCUCUGCCUUCAAGCCGGUGGUUCCCAAGAGCUUCCACUCCAUGCAGAACCUGGUGGGCCAGGCAGGAGGGGCUGGGAGCGAGGGCAAGACUGAGGCAAGGAGUGAUGGGUUCAGUGAGAGCAGAGGAGGCAGGAGAGGAAGGGAUGGAGCAGGAGGAGAAUCAGGAGAGGUCCCUGAGGCUUUACUCCUGGACCAGGACAGCCCAGUGAGGGUCAGCAGAAGUGAGGGUGGGGGAAAUGGUAAUGAAGUGGUUCAGGGAGGGAUGUCUGACUCAGGGAGGAACUCCCUGACCAGCCUGCCUACCUAUACAGGCUCGGGGUCAGGUUGUGGGCCCCCAGCAGUCCUGGGGCCUCUCAGUGCUUCCACCAGCCACAUCAACAGGUUGGGCAUGGUUGGAGCAGCUGCGGGCCUGGACAAGCUGGAAAAGCCUGGCUACCAGAACGGGCUCAGUGCCUCAGACAGUGGCCGGUCCUCCUCAGGAAAGAGCUCCUCGUCCUAUCAGAGGCUGAGCCACCUGAGUGACGCCCCAGCACCUCUACGCCCUUCCCCCUCUUCUGACGACAUCAUCCAGGACCUGGAGGACCGCUUGUGGGAGAAAGAGCAAGAGGUGCAGCAUAUGCGCAGAAACCUGGACCAAAGUGAGGCAGCAAUCAUUCAGGUGUUUGAGGAGAAGCAACGUGUUUGGGAGCGACAGAUGGACGAGCUGAGACAGAACUAUGCCUCGCGCCUGCAGCAGGUUACCCGUCGUGCUCAGCGCUCCCAGACUGCCCUGCAGGCCCAGAUUAGCCGUCUGUCCCAGGACAAGAGGAGGCUCCAGGAGGAGAUGGCGGCUCUGUUGGCCCAGAGAGAGGAGCUGGAGAGAAAGUGUCUGGAUUACAGGAAGGAGCAGGCUGACAUCUUGCCUCGUCUGGAGGAGACCAAGUGGGAGGUGUGUCAGAAAGCAGGAGAGAUCUCCCUGCUGAAGCAGCAGCUGAGGGAGAGUCAGGCUGAAGUGACCCAGCGAGCUGGAGAGAUGGUGGCCCUGAGAGGACAGCUGAAGGAGCUUAAUGCCCAGCUGAGGGAGCGGGAGGAAGCCAUGCUGGGCCUGAAGGACUCCUAUAGCACCAAGAGUCUGGAGCUGGAGAAGUGUGAGGGAGAGCUGAGGAGGACUCUGUCAGAGGUGUCCCUCCUUAGAGAAAAGCUGGGUGUAUUUGAGGCAGAGGUGCUUAGUUUAAAGCGGGCUCUGAGUGAAGCGAGCAGAGGAGCAGAAGUUGUCAUGAGUCCUAACUUAGCUGCUGCAGGGCUGUUGCCACCUUGGGGAGUUGUACACUGUCCACGUAACCCCGGUGAGCCCUCAACUAACUCCCUCACCCCCACAUCUGACACACUGCUGAGUCUUCAGAGUGAUGAAGCCAAAGCCCAAAGGCAGGAAGCUCAGAGACAGGAGAGGCAGCAACGCGAAGAAGCUCAAUGGCGCGACGCACAGCAGCGUCAGGAUGCUCACAUGCAGCAGGACCUCCGAAUACGUCAGGAUGGCCAAAUCCGACCAGAGGCUCAACUCCGCCAGGAGGCCCAGCUUCGCCAGGAGGUUCAUCUGCGCCAUGAAGCCCAAAUCCGUCAAGAGGCCCAAUUACGGCAAGAAGCACAGUUGCGUCAAGAGGUGCAGCUCCGUCAGGAGGCCCAACUGCGCCAGGAGGCCCAGCUCUGCCAUGAGGCCCAAAUGCGUCAAGAGGCCCAGCUACGUCACGAGGCCCAACUGUGCCAGGAGGCGCAACUGCGUCAGGAUGCCCACCAGCGAGCAGGAGUGCAGGAGGGUCACUGGGAUGAAGCAGGGGAGCUGCGCAGGCAACUAGAGCAGCUGCAGGCUGCAUUACGCCUGGAGCGGCAGCAACGGGAACGCCAGGCCCUCAACUUUGACCAGGAGCGACACACCUGGCAGGAUGAGAAGGAACGGGUUUUGAAAUACCAGGCACAGCUGCAGCUCAGCUAUGUGGAAACGCUGCAGAAGAACCAAGCUUUGGAAAAACGUAUGAGCCAGUUGGGAGCCAAACCAAACACAACGUCCACCACUACCACUAUUACCACUACCACCACCACCUCCCCCACCUCGUCCAAUUCUCCACCUCCACCACCAGCCCUCUCACCUCUGUCUCCUCCGCCCCCACCCUCUAUCUCUGGCCCCAUCGCCCUCACCAUCUCCCCACCUUGUGAAGACCAGAAGGGCCCCCCUUCUCUCCACCAGCUUGCCCCUCCCUGGGCAGGACCCUCACGCUUGGAGAGGAUAGAGUCCACUGAGAUAUAGAGACAUCUCCAUGAAACUUAUUGUCCAGUUCAACACACUCAUGGGGACAAGGCCUCUCACACAAAACCACUUCAGCAUACAGUUGAAAAACAUUUCAGUCUACAAUAGAAUAAAUCAGUUCGGUCUGACAUACUUUUCAAAGCAACUAUAGACACUAGCAACUAAGGCAGACUGCAAAAUCCAACAUUAUCAGUAACAAGCAGAUCAUCUGAACAGGAAGUUGAACUAUAUCCAAUCUAUCAGUUAUUUUUCAACCUCCAAACAGUCUUUCACUAGUUGCACACAUCCUACAUAACCAGUGUUCAUGAAAAGUGUGCCAAACUGGUGGCUGGCAGAGAAAGAAAAUGUUAAAUGACAAUGUUUAGAUUACAGCACUAAUACAGGGGUCAUUUCAUUCCCAUGCUAGAAAAGGACCAAGACAAUCAGGGAUAUUGUCAGAAAUUAUCAACAAGAAUAUUAUGCGGUAUUUAUUCAUUGUAAGUCUGUGUCACUGGUAAUGUAAAAGUAGAAUUAGUGGUCAGAGUGUGUGAUGUUAACUUGCAUUUUUGGCCAGAGAGCGCCUUACUCCAUUCUCUCCAGCAAGUAUACAAGAAUAACUAAUGCUGGGAAUAGAUGAAAAAGAAAUCGAGAGUGUGAUUAUCAUUUUUUGUGCUUUAAUUAUAAUAUCAGCAAACCAGUUACACAACAUUAUUACAUAUGGCUGGACUAUUUCAUUUAAAUCUCAGAUAUUGACGUUAAAGAUCACACAGACCGAUUUCUUGAUUCAGUUUUCAAGUCAUUUCAUGCACAGGGUCCAACAGCAUGAGUCAUUUAAACACAUCAUGAAGACCAACAGAGUUUAUAUUUUCUACAAAUUGAAUUAAAUAGAUAUGUUUAGCAGAUAAUCAACCCCAAGUUAAUAUAUAAUAAGUUUAAUACGUGGGCGAACCUGGUUCCCCUUCACUGCGGCUUGUCUGCGGUGACUAAAAGCAAACACUAGAGGUCAUUAGAGAGCUUUCUGAGCGCUCCCAACUCAAAUUUCUUCUCAUUGAGCUGCAAGGAGGAUGUGAAAGUAAGCACACAAUUUGAAUUUCGUUAUUAUGAUAAUUGUGUCAUUCACGUCGUGCAUUUACAGCCAAGAAAUCAGUCAGAAUCCCCAAAGUUUAAAAAAAAAAUAUAUAGAAUGUAUGAUACUAGAAAGAAAUACUUAUAAUAGGUAUAGAUUGUAAAUGUGUGUGAGUGUGUGUGUGGGAGAGCGGGUGUGUGCAUGUGUGUUUACAUAUGAAAAGCUUCAGCUUAUGAGAUUGAGGAUAGAGGGACUAGUGGCAAUACAGCAAGUGAAGAUAUAUUAAGAGCAAAAGGAUUUUUUCGGGGGUGGGGGGCUUUAAGUACAGUAAGAUGUACAUCAAAGCUGGGGGAGUCUGUGUAUCCUAGAAAACUCUACUUUCUUCUGUAUAGACAAAGCAGGGGAGAAGUAAGUUUAAAAAAAAAUCUGAAAAGUGGGAGAGUAUGCCUCUUUAAAGGAAGCAUUCAGGCUAACUGCACUAUGUAGUGUCCUACACACAAGUUAUGAUGUACAGUAGACUCAGAUGUGAAUAUCAUGGCUUUUAUAUGUGUUGUUUAUGCCAGCAUACAAAGAUGUUGCUCAAGAAUAUUAACUUAUCUCUAAGGUAUUACAUAGUAUUAUCAUCUUUAUUACUGUUAUUAUAUUAUGGUGAACUGACAGAGAAAAUAUGUGCCAUUUGAGCUUUCCUUUAUGUGUUUUUUUUAACUGUGUAGAUAGCCUAUUGGCCUACCAUAAUGGUGCAAUCAUAGCAACCCUGUCCAAAAAUGAUGUUCCUUUUGAUGUAGGUGAUAAAUGUAGUUACAGUAUUGCAUUGUUUAGAGAACAAAAUGCUACAGAUUUUAUACAUGUUUCAAAUUUAUUGUUUGCAUUUAUGUUAUUAGUACUGUUCUGGCUUGAUUAAAACCACCCCUUUGUUAAAAUUCAG